AUGGUCAACUCCAGCACGACAGCACAAGGUGACAACGGCUUAACCGAUCUCGAAAGGCUUGUCGAUAGUUACCCUGCGUGUCUGGAAUUCCUUGGGAUCAAGCAAACCGCCGACCAUAACGGACAGCCAGCACUAUCCAUCCCGCUCGACUUGGAGUCUCGUUCAGAGCACCAAUCUUGGCAGGCAGUUUUCUCCGCAGGUUCUAGAACAUGGAAAUUGGAGAAGAAGUCGCUCCCUGCAGAUCUAGACGAUCACGAUCGCAGUGAUACUCAACAUCCUUCAUUUGGGGACCAAGUGAACAAAUCGAAAGACAAACCUGAUCGCAGCUUCUUGGACAGGGAUGAUUGGGCAACCCUGCUGCUACCAUGUUCAGAUCAUGUCAAACUCUUCCGAGAGACAGACUGGCGUGCUACGAGUCUUGGUGCUCUUCACACCUGGCCUAAAAAUCUGCGAUCGGCCACUCAAAUCAUGCUCGCUGACUGUCGAGCUGUUGCUCUAUUCUGGGGGCCCGAUAGGUUGGCUAUUUACAAUGAGGCUUAUGUUCCCUUAGCAGGUCACAACCACCCUGCACUCUUCGGAGCUCCAUUUCAGAAGCUGUGGCCAGAGAUAUGGGAGGAUUUUGCGGAUCAGUUCGAUACUAUCGAACGAACAGGCCACGCAACCAUCACAUCAGAUUCCGUCAUGUACUUGGACAGGCACGCGUAUCUUGAGGAGACCUGGUUCGACAUUUCCCUAGCACCUGUUCGUGACGAUAUGGGAGACAAUGGUGGGAUACUGAACACGGCUCAGGAAGUCACUCGACAAGUGUUGCUAGACCGCCGAAUGAAGAUUACCAACAGCAUAGCGGCUCCGCCAGACCUGCGUAUUGAAUCAAUUUGGCAGCACAUACUGGGUGUUCUCGAGAUGAAUGAGAAAGACGCUCCCAUGGCUAUUUUAUACGCCUUUGAAGAAAGCUUAGAUGUCACUUCCAGUCCGAGCACCCUGAAACUACAAGGCACUUUGGGCGUCCCUCCCGAUCAUGUCGCUGCACCACAGGAAGCUGAUCUGCAAAGAGCAUCCAACGGGUUUUUCCCGACGCUCAGGAGAGUCAAAAUAUCCUGUGAGCCAGUUGUCUUGCGUAGGGAAGAUAGUAAUUUGUCAGACACCCUUCUAGAAGGCUUCUCGUGGCGAGGAUUUGGCGAGCCAUGUACAGAUGUUGCAGCGAUUCCGCUGCUAGCGAGUGAAGACUAUCUUCUUGGCUUCUUAAUUGUUGGGCUAAACCCUCGAAGAGCUUUCGAUAAAGACCACCAUCAAUUCGUACAGGAGCUUAGUCGACAGCUAACAGCAGUAUUGGCUUCGGCUCUGAGUUUCGACCAAGCUCAGAAGCGGGAGGCUCGGCUAUCGCAAGAGUUGGCUGACAGCGAGAGACGUAUUCGCAAGAUGGCAGAAGUCGCGCCCGUGGGCAUGAUAGACAUCAGUGCAGAGGGCAUGCUGGCGUGGGCUAAUCCUCAAUACUACGAUAUUACUGGACAUCCCACAAACCCCAAAGCACUCUAUGAGAAGUCGUUCAUUGAUGCUGUGCAUGAGGAGGAUCAAGAGAAAGGCGCGGCAGCAUGUUCGAAGGCCUUCGACGAGCAAAAGGUGGUUUCUGUGGCUGUCCGCCUCAAAAAGAAAUUCCGCCCUCCACCGUCUAUGUUCAAUGGUCCCGAUCUAGAACAUACCUGGAUAUUGGGCAAUGUGUAUCCAAACGUGGAAAGUGGCGUAACAAAAGGACUCUUCGCAUGCAUUACAGACAUCAGCCAAUUCAAAUGGGCCGAGCUUGUCCAGGCACGCUCUGCGGAGGCGGCUAAAAAAGCUAAAAGACUGCAAGAAGAAUUCAUUGAUUUCACAAGUCACGAAAUGCGGAACCCUCUUUCUGCUAUCACGCAGUGCGCGGAUGGCAUCUGUUCUUCAAUUGCGGAGUACAAAUCAGCUUUGCAUGGGACACAGCCCGGUCGACUUCAAGACAUAAUUGAAGACAAUACUGAGGCAGCCCGAACCAUUCUUAUGUGUUGCGCUCACCAGCGCCGCAUCGUGGAUGAUAUUUUGACGCUAUCCAAGCUUGACUCGAUGCUUCUGUCAAUAACGCCCGUCCCUGUUCAACCUUCGGCGGUUGUGCUGGCAGCUCUGAGGAUGUUCGAGGCCGAAUUCUUAUCGAACGAUAUUCACGUUGAUACAAUGGCCGAACGACUUGAAGACGAUGUGGAUUUCGACUGGGUGUACUGCGAUCCGACGAGGCUCACCCAAAUCUUUGUAAAUCUACUCACAAAUGCCAUCAAAUUUACAAGAACCGAGCCAAAGCGAAGCAUAACGAUCCACUUCGGUGCUUCAGCUUCCCAUCGUCCCAAAGCCGUGGGUAGAAACAUUCAAUGGUUUCCAACAGGCAAAUCACGACCAGACUUGACUGUCCAUCCCGAAUGGGGCUUUGGUGAGUCUUUAUAUGUUUAUUUCGCGGUGACCGAUACUGGCCGGGGGCUAGAGCAGGACGAGACUACACGACUGUUUAACAGAUUUGCACAGGCAAGUCCACGAACGCAUGUGCAGUACGGCGGUUCUGGCCUGGGACUCUUCAUCUCUCGUGAAUUGAGCGAAAUGCAGGGUGGCGAAAUUGGGGUUGAAUCGAGAAAGGGGGAAGGAUCCACGUUUGCCUACUACAUCAAAGCAAGAAGAGCACCGACAUCAGGUAUUACACUAUCUGGGCCGGAGAGUUCAGCAGUGAAGAAUGCAUCUACAGAAGACCUGUUAUCUUUCCGUGUUCAUCGUAGAAGCAGCAGCAUGGGCAAGGCGGUUCAGGCUAGAGGAGUCAGCAAAGACGAGGAAAAGCCGUCAAAAGAACCCCUAGCCAAGUUUCAUAUCCUCCUUGUGGAAGAUAAUCUCGUCAACCAGAAAGUGCUCAGAAAGCAAUUGACAAAGGCAGGCUGCACGGUAGACGUCGCCAAUCACGGAAUCGAAGCGCUUGAAUACCUGCGAAAAUCAACUGCAUGGGAUGCUGCCAAUCGACAGGGGCCUGGUACGGACCUUGACGUCGUUUUGAUGGACAUUGAAAUGCCGGUCAUGGAUGGACUGACUUGCACCAAGAAGAUUAGAGAGCUGGAACAGCAGGGCCUGCUCUCGCAGCACUUGAACGUGGUUGCCAUCACGGCCAACGCAAGAGCAGAGCAGGUGGUGAUCGCACGCGAAGCUGGCGUGGACGAUGUCUUGUCGAAGCCAUUUCGUGUCCCCGAACUCAUCGAGAGAAUGGAGGCAUUGGGCGUCCAAUCCAGCAAAACAGAUGGCAAUCCUUGA
This is a messenger RNA of Endocarpon pusillum Z07020, 3303 nucleotides long. RefSeq lists its product as uncharacterized. The record is from RefSeq and is a predicted model, not a curated record. Gene Ontology annotation, molecular function: phosphorelay sensor kinase activity. Gene Ontology annotation, biological process: phosphorelay signal transduction system; phosphorylation. The transcript has 5 exons. NCBI's taxonomy places the organism in Eukaryota, Fungi, Ascomycota, Eurotiomycetes, Verrucariales, Verrucariaceae. Bases 1 to 3303 code for a protein of 1100 amino acids.